Gamsiella multidivaricata is the source of this 1374-nucleotide messenger RNA. RefSeq names its product Bestrophin, RFP-TM, chloride channel-domain-containing protein. Gene Ontology annotation, molecular function: chloride channel activity. The coding region runs from base 1 to 1374 and encodes 457 amino acids. Lineage: Eukaryota; Fungi; Mortierellomycota; Mortierellomycetes; Mortierellales; Mortierellaceae. The transcript is spliced from 3 exons. The record is from RefSeq and is a predicted model, not a curated record.
AUGGCCCGAAAAUAUGGUACAACAGUCUAUGUGAGCCGCAGAUGGCCCCUGAUGCUACGGCUUAAGGGCACAGUCAUCGUCCAGAUCUGGUGGCAAGUAUUGCUCGUCGGCAUCUAUUCAGCGGCCGUCUUCUUGAUAAAUAAAUACUCUGCCUGGAAGAUGGGCUACUCUCUGAAUUUGGUUUCGGUAAUGGGUAUGGUCGUAUCGCUCCUGUUGGUUUUCCGCACAAAUACAGCAUACGAUCGUUACUGGGAGGGACGUCGUCUUUGGUCGCAAAUGACACUCUGCAUCCGCAACCUCACUCGUGGCAUCUGGGUCUGCGUUGCCGAGUCCGAGACAAGGGACUUGCUCGAAAAAAAAUCCGCCAUCAACCUCCUAGUCGCUUUUGCAUUCGCCACAAAGCACUAUCUGCGUGAGGAGUACGGAUACGACUACGAGGACAUGAUCGACCUGCUCACCCACAUCCCCAAGUACUCGAUCCCAACCUCAACUCAGCCUAUGGAUUGGCGCGUCGACAUCCCAACGGACCUGGAGAAACUCAAGCCUAUCAAUCACUUACAGUCACCCCAGCAGCAGAACCAGUCCUUAAUGGGCCAUACUAGCGCUACCUACACUCAAGAUAUUCGUGCCCGUCGUGCCUCCAAGAGCCAGCAGGCACUUGCGUUCGAUUUCUUGACACCGACCAACAUCCCAAUCGAGCUCUCGUAUUACAUUGGAAGCUACAUCAAGAGCUGCAGCAACAAGGGUAAGGUCGAUCCCGCGACAUUAACCUUGAUGAACAAUGCUCUGGUCUCGUUGGUCGACUGCCUCACCGGAUUCGAGCGUAUCUUGCGCACGCCCAUCCCUCUCGCCUACUCGAUUCAUUUGCACCAUGCCACUUGGAUCUAUCUCUUGGCCCUGCCCUUCCAGCUGGUCGCCAAUAUGAGCGGACUCAUGAUUCCUGCGACCAUGCUUGCUGCUUUCACACUCUUGGGCAUCUUGGGAAUCGGUUACGAGAUCGAGAAUCCUUUCAACGACGACUACAACGAUCUGCCUCUGGAUGAUUUCUGCAAGGUGAUCCAGGCAGAGGUCGAUUCUAUGGUUGUGACUCGUGCUCCUACUCCCUCAGAAUGGGUCUUUUCCGAAAACAACUACCCUCUUCCUCAAUCUGAUUUGUCAGCAAAGGAACUCUCGGAACUCUCACUCGAGCAGGUUCAUGAACUGAUGGCUGCCGAGAACCCGCACCGCACGCCUGAAGAGAUAACACAGGCGCGCAUGUCGGUUCAGCUUCAGUACACUCGCUCAGUAGCUGGUAACGACAGGGGAUCAACUUCGACAAAAUCGAGUACAGGGACUGAACUGACAAAGGUCAGCUCGAUGUCGGGCAAGAUUUAA